Thrips palmi is the source of this 7333-nucleotide messenger RNA. It is a transcript of the gene dsd, whose product is annotated as attractin. Gene Ontology annotation, cellular component: Golgi apparatus. The coding region runs from base 1 to 3837 and encodes 1278 amino acids. Gene Ontology annotation, molecular function: protein binding. The transcript has 21 exons. The record is from RefSeq and is a predicted model, not a curated record. NCBI's taxonomy places the organism in Eukaryota, Metazoa, Arthropoda, Insecta, Thysanoptera, Thripidae.
AUGGCAGCGUACCUGCAGAUGUUUUUAUUUAUAUUUAAAUCAAAAUAUAGACGGAAAUGGGAUCUCGGACAAACUAUUGUGUGUCUAUGUUUAGUUCUUUUCUACUCCUUUUGUGUGCAAUGCAAGCCGAACUGCAGUGAUGUGCAAUGUAUUAAUGGCGAAUGUGUGAAUGGGACCUGUGUCUGCAACGAAGGAUGGCAAGGUUCUGCCUGUCAGUUUUGCGGUGGGAAAGUCAGGUUGUCGGAGCCCAGAGGUACUAUACACGAUGGUUAUGGGAACUACUCCAUCGAUGUCAAGUGCAGCUGGCUAGUAGACAGUGGGUCCCCAAACACAUCCAUCCAUCUUCAUCUCGAGGAAUUCGCCACAGAAUGUGGUUGGGAUCACCUCUACAUAUUUGAUGGUGAUAGUGUUCAUUCACCUCUUUUAGGUGUAUUUAGUGGACUCAUGUACAAAGGUAAUUAUAGUGUGAGGCGCAUACCAGAAAUUGUUGCGCACUCUGGCUCUGCACUUAUUCACUUUUAUAGUGAUGUAGCAUAUAACAUGACUGGGUUUAACAUCACCUACAGAUUUAAUUCUUGCCCCAGUCGGUAUUCUCACUUAAAUUGUUCAGGGAAUGGUGUUUGUAUUGAUGGUGUUUGUACUUGUGAUGCCCUGUACACUGGCCCCGCUUGCGAUGUGCCAAAAUGCCCCAACAAUUGUACCGGCUUUGACCAUGGUUAUUGUAACCUGGAAAAGCAUCAAUGUGAAUGUUAUGGGAGAUACAGAGGGGAUGACUGCAGCCAAAUGGCAGAGCUUGGCUUUUGGGAAGUUUUGCAUCCUAAAGAUUUUCAACCUGAGGGAUCUGCCUCACAUUGUGCAGUGGUCUGGAAAGAUUCUCUGUACAUUGUUGGGGGAGAGUCAUACCAUAGGGCCAAAAUGUUGUACACCUACGACUUCAAUGGUGAAGUUUGGGAGACCCCUCAGAUGGAAUACAAAAACGCUCCUCGGCCGCGCUAUGGCCAUUCCUGUGUGAUGUUUGGGGACAAAAUAUUUAUGUAUGGAGGUGUUGAAAUAUCAGGUGAAGUUUCAUCUGAUCUUUGGGCUUUUGAUGUUAAUGCCAAAACUUGGGAAAAUAUAACAGUGCGUUCAGAGUCUUGCAACACAACGGGUAACAGUAGUCUACCCUGUGGUCCCUUGCAGUCUGCUGGUCACACUGCCACUCUCGUGAAUAAAUCUCAAAGACCUGAUCGAAUGGUCAUCAUUUUUGGGCAUUCUCCUAGAUAUGGUCACCUGCAUACUGUUCAGGAGUUUAUUUUUGGCACGAGAGAAUGGAAUGUUGUGAAAACGCGUGGUUAUCCUGUAAGAGGUGGCUACGGACACUCGAGUGCCUUAGAUCCCCUCACUCAACUUAUUUAUGUUUACGGUGGAUUUAUCUAUGAGAAUUCACUCAUACUGAGUAACAGACUUUACUCAUAUGAACCAAACAGUAGAACUUGGCGACUGCUCAUGUCUGCUCCAUCUGGACGUUUUCUGCACACUGCAUCGUUCAUCUCUGGAGGCCUGAUGAUUGUUUUUGGUGGAAAUACGCACAAUGACACUGCCCACAGCCAUGGUGCCAAGUGCUACUCUUCUGACCUCCUGGCUUAUGAUGUGCUGUGUGAUUCUUGGUCCCCACUACCUCUACCACCUCGAGGUCUAUCCCGAGCCGAUCUUGCUCGGUUUGGUCAUUCAGCAGUCAUGUUUGAUGGCUCUCUCCAUAUAUAUGGAGGUUUUGAUGGUCAGAUGCUGUCUGAUAUACUAAGGUAUACGCCUGGUAUCUGCAGUAGUCAGAUUGCAAGGGAGACCUGUGUUGGCUUUCGAACAGGAGUGAAAUGUGUGUGGAAUCAAAGAGAUGAACACUGUAUUAAUGCCUCCACUGCCUUCAAUAAUAGGCCGCUAGUGUUGCACUCUGAUGGUAGAGAUGAGGAGGCUUAUGAUAAUGGUUUCAGCAUAUGCCCUGAAGAAGGACGAGCUGUCAAAGCUGCUGCUGUUGUCAUGCAUGAAGAGCUGUGCAAGAGUUACUCUGACUGUUCAUCUUGUGUACAGACAUCUUACUCUUGCCAGUGGUGUCAGGGUCAAAGUAAAUGCAGCUAUCGCGGAGAAAGAUGCAAAAAUUCUCAUCCAGUGAACAGUAACAACAUAGAGUAUAGUACUAAUGUGUUGGAGCCAAUUCGAUCCCUUGAUCAGUGUGAGCCUGAAGAUGCCUCAGUUUGUCCUCCUCCCCCCAACUCAUGCCAUCGAUGGGAUUAUGAAGUGCACUGUAAUAGCUCUGUUGAUUCCCAGCAGUCACAACAAGAACUGUGCAAAUGCUCUGACUUGAAAUCCUGUUACAAUUGCACUCGAGAUGAGUGCAUAUGGUGUCAGAAUGAAGGUCGAUGCAUUGAUAAGAACGCAUAUACAACUUCCUUUCCUUAUGGCCAAUGUCGAGAAUGGACAACUCAGCAGGCAAGGUGCCGUUCAACUGUCUCUGGCAAGUCAUCCUGUAGCUUCUACCUGACUUGCGCCGAGUGUCGUGAUGACCCUGCAUGUGGCUGGUGUGAUCAUGGUUCAGGUACUGGGCUAGGAACAUGCCUUCCUGGAGGCAAUAUGGGACCAGAUCAUGAUUACACAUGUCCUGCUCGCAAUUGGUAUUUCACUGAUUGCCCAUUGUGUCAAUGCAAUGGCCACAGCACAUGUCCAUCCAACUCAUCAAUGUGUAAUCAGCCAUGUGGAAACAUGACUCAAGGAGAAAAGUGUGAACGUUGUGUACCAGGCUAUUAUGGAAUUGCCAUUAAUGGUGGCACAUGUAGUCCUUGUGAGUGCAAUGACCAAGGCACGCUAUGCAACCAAGAAAAUGGGAAGUGCUUUUGUACAACAAAGGGCAUCAGUGGGGAUCAUUGUGAAAGAUGUGACACUGCAAAUCAUUACCAUGGAGAUCCUACAAAUCAUGGGUCCUGCUUUUACGACCUGACCAUUGAUUAUCAGUUCACUUUCAACCUCUCAAAGAAAGAAGAUCGGCACUACACUCAAAUAAAUUUUAAGAAUAGCCCUCCUAAACCAGAUAUUGAUGCUGACUUUACCAUCACAUGCUCUGUCAUGGCAAAAAUGAACAUCACAAUCAAAACAGCCAAGGAGGGAGAGCGGCAAAUUUUAGUCGAUCACAACUGUACUACUUUCCGCACUCGAUUCACAAAGGCAGAACAUAAUUUUGGAAUGGAAGAAAAUGUCACCCUCACUACCUUUUAUGUUUAUGUUUAUGACUUCCACACUCCUUUGUGGAUUCAGAUUUCAUUUUCACAAUACCCCAAGCUCAAUCUGCAGCAGUUCUUCAUCACCUUUUCAUCGUGUUUCCUUUUACUACUACUUGUGGCAGCAAUUUUAUGGAAAAUCAAACAAAAGUAUGACAUGUAUAGAAGACGCCAGAGAUUAUUUGUUGAAAUGGAACAAAUGGCAAGUCGUCCUUUUUCACAAGUUCUCGUAGAGAUAGAGAGGCGAGAAAAGGUUGUGGAAACCAACGCUGUCGACACUGAUACUCAACAAUCAUCAAUUGCGUCGCUGAGGAAAAGGAAAAAGAUGUCUCGUCAAGAUUCUCCUAGUCCUAUAGCUUUGGAGCCUUGCUGUGGUAAUAGAGCUGCUGUUCUUUCCUUGCUCAUAAGACUUCCAACUGGUAGUGAGGUCUUCACUCCUCAAGGACAAUCAGCUGGGUUAGCGAUAGCUUCAGCUCUUGUGACUUUGGGAAACCCAAGAAAAGUUAGUGUUGAUCCUGCCAACAAAUGCGACCAGAAGUCCUCCAAGUCACGAAAGUCUGUUUCAAGCCAGCACCCAGAUAGCUGCAUAUGACUGUUUUCAGUCGAAUAAAUUAUUUAUUAUUUUUUUAUAUCUCCUUGAAGGGGCAAACCAUGUUUUCCUCAAGAGGAUUUGUUGUGAUCAAGAGUGUCAUUGUACUGAUAAUGAGAGGGAACUGACUUUAGGGUAUGUAGGGUAGAUGCCCAUAGUGAGAAUUGUUGUUUUAUAAGUAUGUUAGAGGACUGACAAGUGAAUAUCUGAUUGUGUGUUGCUGAGUAUGUGAUAAAUGUGUAUUCUGGUAUGUGUGAAUUUGUGUGUGCUAUCGUGAAUGUUUGUAUGACUGUGUGUGUAUGUAGGUGCGUAAAGGUAUGUCUGUUAAUAUACCCAUGCUUUUAGCCUGGGACUUAAGAGCUUUUUGUGUUUCUUUCUUCCUUCUUGUUUCUUUUUAAAAUAAUUAUGAAUAUAUAUAUAUAUAUAUAUAUAUUAUAUAUAUAUAUAUAUAAAUAUAUAUAGGGACUAUACUGCUAUGUAUGUCUUCAUUAAACAUUUUCACAAAAUUGAAUCAAUAAGUAUAUUAAAUUUGUAAGGAAAGCUCCACCAUUUGUAUGUUCUAAAUUUUAAAUUUAUGUCUCACUGUAUGUGUCCAAACACAUGGGUGUACUAAUCCAAAGAUUCUAGAGAUGCUUCUUCAGACCCAAUUAAUGGGCAUUACAAUUAGUAAUUCUAUGUUUUGAGCUGCAGUGGUGCUUCCAUUACUUCUAAUUUUGUUGUUGGGCCAUUGCUGAUGUCCCAAGUAACCAAUUCCAGUGAAUCUGGUUACUCCCUACGGUUGUAUUCAUCAUUGUAUGAACAGUGCUGCCUUUAUGUCUUCGCCUCCCUUUACAUUGCAUCUUUAAUUGAUCGCCAAUUGAGGCUUAUUUCUUACAAUCAGUAUUUAGAAAAUGCAGCUUAUUUAUUGUUGUCAUGCCAACUAGCUCUCUUAGUUUAAAAUUCGUUUUGCAGAGCAUUUUUUUUUGUGUGGGAAAUGUUGACAAAAGACGAGGACUUGCUCUCUUUCUAUUCCUCCCUUUGACGUGAUGGUUUAAGACUGAAAAUAUCCCUCAGAAAGACUUCUCCCCUCCUACUUCCUUUCCUGAUUUCUCAAUCUGUUAAAGGGUUUUAUUUAUUUAAUUUAUUUUAAUUGGGAAAUUUGCUAAUGCUGACCAUGGUGUGUUAGGAUUAAUACACAUGUGCACAAACCAGGAACCUUUUUCUGAACUAUGAAAUCAUGUCAAAAUAAUUUGUUUGGUUUGUAGGCUUUCAAGAAACAAAACUGCUUUCUAUGAAGAACUUCUUAAAAUGAAUGAGUUGUUUUGAUUUGUCUGUAAAUAAGUGCAAUGUGGACAUCAUAUCCCUUUCAUGCCUGGUUAAUUUCAUGUAGGGAAAGCGUUUUAUAAUAAGUUUCACAGAAACAGAGAGUUGUGAUUUGUCAUUUAUCUUAUGUUUACUUUGGACACACAUACACUUUACACCCUGUGUUUCUUUGGCAAAUUAAGCUAGAAUGGGAACUAGGCAUGUUGCUACUCAUGCACAAUAAAAUAUUGCUGUAACAUCUCAUUACUUAAAUUGCAUGUGAGUAAUCUGCUCUGUUACCUUCAUAAGUCAUCAUGUGCAUAUCAUAUCAAACACCUAUUUAAGUAUUUGUUUUGAACUUGCUGGCUUCAGUGUUGCUAUCAUUUGUAUAGACUUUACCAUCCAAAUUACACACUAUUUAUUUCAUUGAUCAUUUGUAAUAUAUGUAUAUGAUAUUACUGUAUCAUACAUACUUAUAUCUUGUGAGGCACCUGUGUUGAACAGUAUUUUAGAAGUGCUUGCAAUUGGAAAUUUAUUCAAGUUACUUUGAAAAAUUGUGAGAAAAAAGAAAGACUUGCAGUGUGCUGGGUGUUCCCUGUGAGGCUGAACCUUGUACAUGUGAGCUCUUUAAAAAAAAAAUCUUUCUCCAUUGUUGAUGAUAUUGAGAAACAUGACAAAAUAUGAUGAUAACUGCCAGUUCUAGUUUAAGUUGUGCCUUCCUGUGUGUAGGAGAUAUUACUUAACUUUUCUCUUCAGUCUCAUGUUUUGUCACUCAAUGUUCUUUUAUUAUUUUGCCUUUGAGUGCAAUCUGUGAUUCUAUGAUGCUUAUGUUACAGUGGGCCUUAACUCUGUAAUGUUAUACAUUUGUUUUGUAUGUGAUCCCUUGGUGAAAUGAGAGGUUUAUUAUUAUUAUAAAUAUUCUUUCUGGAGUUCAUUCAGGGAAGCACUUCUGCACCUGAUGCUUUGGAAGGCAUUGUAUUAUAAUAAUUAAUUUGUUAAUUUUAAUAUUUUUAGUGAUUUCAAAUUUGUUUUUUUCUAAACUUUAAGGAAACAAAUGCAGUUUGUCUGUUUGCUAGUAAAUAGAAUUGGCUUGCUGGUCUCAGUCACAGGCUUGGUUAUUUUAUGGUUGAAAGCAUCUAGUCUUCUUCUGUGUUGGUUGUGUUCAGUAUUCAUAUCCAUUAAAAUGCGGAAGCGUAAGUAGUACCCUUCCAAUCAAUUCAUGUAUGCAAUUCAUAUAAUCAGUGCUCCAUAUGCAAUUUAGAUGUUGAUUAUUUUGCUAGUUUUGUCACCCUGUUUCAUUGCCCUUUCAGUGAUUUGUGAGUCAUUCAACUUUCCGUCAUCAACUGUCGUAGAACUUGUCUUUCUUAGUUAAAUUUCUGGACAUAUGUGGCUUUGUAAUUCGCUCACCAUAUUGUAUUUAUGUCUACUGGUCUUUCCUCCCUGCUCAUCCCUUGUCUUUUCCAUAAGCAACAACAAAAAAGUAUAUUUAUUUUGUCUUCCUGUCUUACAUGACAUGAUAGAAAAAGAAAUAUCUGAAUUACUUAGUGGAAGGACAAAUUUUUUUUGUGUGCCCUGUAAUUUUUAUUUUAACCAGAGGACUGACUUAUGUUUCAUGUAGUGUUUUUUCAUUAGAACUUUCUCUAAUGUGAAGGUUUUCUUUGAUUUUACCCUUUGCUGUAGCCAGUUUUGAACACACAUGUGUGGUUAUAAUUUUGACAGCUCAAUUUUAGAUAAUUGUUACAACAUUCAAGAAAUUUUCACUCUCCAAUCCUUACAAGCCCACAAGUCGAGUUGCUAUCUUCGAGUGUGGAAAAUGUGUUUGUAUCACCAGCAAAAUGAUUUAGUCUAUGUUCACAAAUUUACCUCACACAAGACACAAUCUUUUUAUGUAAGACAGUGUACUAUGUAAAUAUGUAUGUGGCCACUCUCCUUUUUAUCUUGUAAAGAUUUUGAUAAUGAAAGUGAACUUGUUUUGCUGGUAGUACAUGGCACCAUAUCUCAAAACAUUCCCUCUGUAUUUGUUUACAGGCCAUGUCAUUGCUGGAAAUAAUCUAAUUAAGGCGUUUUGCAUUUUUGCCAGUUUUCAGAUUUGAGAUUUGGUCUGCUUGUCUUCUAUUUAUUCCUAAAAGCAAGCUUAUUUAGGUUUGUGUACAGGUAUUGCAAAUGUAAAGAGAUUCCAUAAACAUGAUGUACUCAUAAUAAAUAUUUUUUAUCAUUA